AUGACUGACGUGAAACUUCCAUUCGGCCGAUGUUUGUGCAUUCACUCGCAUCUACAAUUUGUCGAUGUCGCUUUACAGUCUCUUCUGCUGCAUCACGGCGUGUUACCUGUUCCAUUGGAGACGAUCACCGAGACGCCUUCAUCGAGUCUUCAGAAAACGAUUAGAGGAAUUGAUGCGGUCCGAACAGAGCUGAAAGAAGUGUUUCGCUCGGCGAGAAGGCGCAAUGUUCAAGCGGUUCGUGUUCACAUUGGAUCAACUCCGCACAGACCAUCUUACGUUUAUGAGCUACCGGUCUCAAUUUGUGACGCUGACGAUUCGACAAUGAGCGAUUGUGGGACUUGUUGUCAAGAACUAACCAAUGCCGAAAAGAGGACCCUAAAUCGACACUUCUUCACAACAUUUCCGGUGCUCGGCGAAAAAGCGAAACCACACGAUCGAGCAUUUCUCUUCAUACAAACGACAUCAAAUGUGAUCAGCGAGAACUUGGAAGAGACCGAGCUCGACGUUGAAAGCCUCGAUUCGAAGACGAAACGAAUUCAUCUUAAACACGAGGGAUGCCAAAAACAAAGUGAGAAUCGAAGUGAAGAAUCGACGAAAAAUGGAUGGAUACGUGUUGUUCCAUUUAUUGUUUCGUCUAAAGAU
Messenger RNA from Mesorhabditis belari, 642 nucleotides. The record is from the annotation of a GenBank genome assembly. Lineage: Eukaryota; Metazoa; Nematoda; Chromadorea; Rhabditida; Rhabditidae.